Messenger RNA from Puccinia graminis f. sp. tritici CRL 75-36-700-3, 3216 nucleotides. RefSeq lists its product as uncharacterized. The transcript has 8 exons. The record is from RefSeq and is a predicted model, not a curated record. Lineage: Eukaryota; Fungi; Basidiomycota; Pucciniomycetes; Pucciniales; Pucciniaceae. Bases 1 to 3216 code for a protein of 1071 amino acids.
AUGCUUCAGCAGAGGCAUGAAAGGCGUAUUGGGAAUCCGGCGUUUAUCCCACCGCCAGAUGGCCACGGGGCCCCUGGGAAUAUGCCGGCCGGUAUUGAGAAUCAAGCACCAGAUGAGCUGGUGUUUGAUGCCAUUGGUCUCAAUCCUGAGGGAUCCGAUAAUGGCUCAGAGGAUGAGUGGUUGACGGUCAGAGACAUCAAUGACUCAUCUCCAUUCAGUGGCACCGAUCAUACACCAGGGGGCACCGAUGAUCAAAUCGACUGGGACAAUUACCUCUUUGAGGCAAUGAAUCAGUUGAGCGAUGAGCCUAUUUCGACUGACUUCCUCAAAAGGCCCACGCCGUCCUCCGAAAAUAUGUCGUGGUACCCAUUCAAGAACAAGGAGUCAGUAGAGCAGUCGUUUUUUAACCAAUAUGGAAGGCAGUAUUUAAUUGCCUCGCUAUUUGUUGGAUAUAUGCACCACAUCAUGAGCCGUGAGGUGUAUGACCAAAUCAGGCUCAUCCUGACUCUCGUUGCCGUCAGACUCCCACAUUGGACGACACUGCAACGCUCCAGAGAGAGUAUUCGGUCAAUGUUGAACCUCAAAUUACGCCAGAAACAGACGGUCUGGAAGCAGCAGUGUUAUGCACUAAGCGUAGGACAAAUUCUCUCCGGAGAAGUAUCCAAUCCUUACGUGAACCCACAUGUGGAUUUUGUCCCGGAGGCCCCUGGCGACUCGGCAAUUUACAAAUUUUCCCAAAGUAAGAAGUGGCUCAAAGAGCUAGCACCAGAGCUCCGAGUGCAGAUGAUUGCGAGCCGAAGCAAGCAUUAUUAUAUUUACGAACCCGCGCUUGAAAGAACUGGACGAAUGGUUGUUCCUGUCUUCUUUUACAAAUCGGGCUCAGGAAUGUAUGCCAAGUGUGCUAUACCAGAGGUAGUUCAUACCAAUUUCCCUCCGAGUGUCACAAUUCACAUCCCCCAGGAUCUUGUCUUUGAUUCGGAUGCCCUCAUCGAUCUCAAUGUGUUGGAGUUGGAUCAACCUUAUCCUGAGAUUAUGUUCGGAAACAAUCGGCCUCUGGCUGAGUUGUGCAGCCACCGGAUGUUAGAUUUGAACGAUCCGCCUGUUGCUCAUAACUUGCCCAAUCCAUGGCGCACCAAGGCUCAAGGGAAAGUAAUACGCCAUAUGCCCAUAAAUCUCUAUGCGGACGAUACCUCUGGCAACGUAUCCAAGAAGUGGAAUCGCCACAUCUCUUUCUACUUCACCCUUGCCGGGCUGCCUCCAAAGUUGUCAAAUAUGCAAUAUAAUUGCCAUUUCCUGUCCACGUCUAAUGAAGCAGGGGUGUUGGAACUUGGCGAACAGAUUGUCGAGGAAAUCAACAUGCUUGCAACCGAUGGGCGGGUCGCACACGAUUCUUCUUUGGGGGAAGAUGUGCUCAUUAUGAGCAUGGUGUUGUGUUUUCAAGCAGAUUCACCCAUGCAUGCCGAGAUCACGAAUACCCCUUUGCCAAACGUCAGUCUGAAUCCAUGUCGCAUGUGUUGUCUCCACACCCCAACUAUGGAGGGAAAAAAGACCGAAAAAUAUGUGCGAGACUUUUUGCACAUUGAUGCAUUCGGUAAUCACACGGAAAAUCUCUGGGAAAUCGGGAAAAAGGGUGUCAAGACUCAUUUUGACAAUGAGACCAAAGAGAUUGGAAUUCGUGAUAGCAUCAAUCGGCAGUUUGUGGAGGUCAUGCAGAGGAAAGAUGAUGUAGCAGCCCACGAUGAGGUCAACGAAUUGGCGCAAAAGGAUGGUGAUCGAUUAUUUAAUUCGUUUUUGAAGCUAAAAGGUCAGGCUUCUUGCAGAGUUUUAGAAUUGUGCGCACCAGAUGAAUCACCAUACUCAUACCAAUUCCAUCUGGGUGGGAAUUGUGUAGGAUUUGAUGGAUGCCAAGAUACUCCAGUGGAAAUCUUGCAUGUCUUCCUCCUGGGGAUAGUCAAAUACAUGACUCGAGAUUUUAUGAAAAGCUUAAAGGUCAAAGAAUUGGAACAAGUUCUGGCCUCCUGGCAGUCAUUCAACAUCGAUUCGCUGAAUAUCUCUUCGAUUCAAUCCAAAUAUCUUGUGGAGCACUUUUCCUCGUUGGUUGGCAAGGACUUCAAGAUUAUAAUUCAAACAGCGCCGUUUGUCAUGUACCCGUUCAUGAGUGAACCUCAGCGUCAGCAUUGGAUCUCUCUUGGUCAACUGGCGACUUACAUAUUUGAAACACGCAUUACCAACAUGAAGCGAUAUUUGGUCGAAUUAAGGAACCAGAUUGAUAUAUUCAUGUGGCAUUCAAUCAAUAUGAAUGCGCAAUGGGUCAAUAAGCCCAAAUUCCACAUGUUACAGCAUCUUCCCGAAUCUAUUGAGCGAUUUGGACCCGCUUGUCUUUUUGCCACUGAGAAAUUCGAAAGCUUUAACAGCAUCCUCCGGAAUGCUUCCGUCCACUCAAACCGACAUCGCCCUGGGAGGGAUUUGGGCCUCUCGUUUCUCAACUUCCAUGCCCUGCGACUCGUUGUGUCCAAAGCCCAGCUGAAGAAUCACACCACUGGCAUGUCUUUUCAUGCUUCCGAUGAAGUCACCAAGCUUUUCCAGAACCCGCUUAUCCAAAAAUCGAUGGGAUACAAUCCUAUGUUGGUGUGUCCUCCGCAAACAUUCCCAGUGGUAAUGCAAUCACCGCUGCUCAUGGCAGACAAGGAAAACGUUCCGAGUUACUUCAACCAGUACACCAACGCACGUGUGAAGCAGAUCUCGCAGCUGAGAUUGAGCGAAAAGGACAUAGUGAAGAAGGGUUACUUUGUGCUGGUUGCCCCAGGUGGGAUUGUUUGGGACCAGUUCAUUGGGCGUGUCAAUUCUUUGUGGCAGAUUGAAUGGGAUAAUCGGACCAGAUAUGUCAUGAAGACAACGACAUUUCAGCUUGGGGGUGUCAACAUGUUUUACAACAUGAGGAUCCUCCAGAACAUUCACGAGACAAGAUAUGCUUCAGUCUUUGAUAUAAAAGCUUGUCUUAACGUUCAACAUGACUGCGCUUCUGCUCAAUGUCCAAUUGCUCCCAGCACGGACCCACCGACCGGCCCCCUGGAGGGCUCGCCCUGCAGAAAAGCGAUCCAACAUUCAGAUGACCAAUGGUUUGUCUUGAACUCAUCAUCAUUACGUUCUGAAGAAAUUCUUACCAAAGACGAGGAGAAUUUUUUGAGAGGAAAAUUUUGGGGGCAACAAAAAUGA